Messenger RNA from Aspergillus homomorphus CBS 101889, 2053 nucleotides. It is a transcript of the gene ptpB, whose product is annotated as tyrosine protein phosphatase PTP1. The record is from RefSeq and is a predicted model, not a curated record. The transcript has 4 exons. Gene Ontology annotation, biological process: protein dephosphorylation. Gene Ontology annotation, molecular function: protein tyrosine phosphatase activity. Lineage: Eukaryota; Fungi; Ascomycota; Eurotiomycetes; Eurotiales; Aspergillaceae. Bases 1 to 1773 code for a protein of 590 amino acids.
AUGAUCAAGAAUAAAUAUAGCAGAAGGAAUUCCACCAGCAACGAUCUUUGCCACCUGAUCGAAUAUAAUCUCUUUCGACCCCCCCUCUCCCCCGGAGUACCGGAAUUCUCGUCCAACUACAGUACACUGCCUGCAGUACGCCAAUCCGACUUGGUUCAAGUUCAACAAGAGAAAACGGGAAAAUCGACUAGACUAGUCCGUUGGACGAGUCAGCCUGGCUACGAUUCCUUCCACAGCUGUCCCGAUCUGUCCACCCUUCAGAUAUCCUCCUCCUCCUCCUCCCCCUCAUCAUCCCUGCUCCCAAACGCUACCGCCAACGGUUACGAGGCGACCGUCAACACUACUACCACCGCCCCAACCUCCCGUUCUCCCUCGCCUCAGAGUACUGUCAGUCUCCGGAACGGUCCUCGUACACUUGCGGCUACCAGAAAGCGGGUCUCCAAAAAGGCGCGCGGCGUCCUGGGUAAGGUUCGGGCCUUCCAGAGGAUCGCUGCGGCCAAGAUGGCUCAUCCCACCAUCAAAAUCGAUACGAGCGUCCAGGCUACCAAGCGCGCCCUUCCCGAGGACAACGAGGUAGGGCUGGACAUUAUAUAUGGCUCGGAUGAUGCUCCUGGGUUGGACGCCGGCGAUACUGAAUCCGUGCCGCCGUUUCUCUGCCAGUCGGUCUUAGAGAUCCAUCAAAAAUUCGAAGAGCUCGAAUGGAUGCAACGGAUGCGACUCCUGGAGGGCACGCAGGCCAACGACCCCUCACAUCGCUGGGCGCUAGAGGCAGACCCGGAAGUUAGAGCAAGGAACCGAUACAUGAACGUGCAGGCAUGGGCGAACUCUCGCAUUCACUUGCGCGUCCCCGAAGGCGAAUGCGAUUUCAUCAAUGCGUCUCCGAUCGUACUUCAAGAUUCAGUAUCGCAGCAGGCAAGGAGAUAUAUCGCGACCCAGGGCCCCAAGCUUGGUCAUGUCGCCCACUUUUGGCAGAUGGUGUUCCAUGAGAGCAAGGACGUUGGCGUAGUCGUCAUGCUCACGCAGACCUUCGAGUCCGGGCGCGAGAAGUGCUCCCAGUACUUCCCGCUCAACCGCGACAGCCCUUCCAUGCCUUUACGACGAGUCGAGUUCGAUCAGUACUCAAGCGACGACGAACAACACAGUGACGGGAAUCUUCUAGGAGAAGUUACACUCUUGGAGACCUCCUGGGAUCCCGCAUCGCGGUCUGAAAUUCGCAAACUCCAGCUCACCUUCGGCGGGGAGACCAAGACAGUGUGGCAUUUCUUGUUCGCUGGCUGGGCCGAUUACUCCAAACCCGAAGGCGACGAUCGCGAUGCGCUCCUCCAGCUAAUCAAGCUGUCCGGCUCGAAAAGCGCGCCGGAGAACCCCCGCAUUGUGCACUGCAGCGCCGGCGUGGGCCGCACCGGUACCUUCAUUGCGCUGGACCACCUGCUGCAAGAACUCGAAUCGGGCCAGCUGCUGGAGGCCGUCGACCCGGAGAUCGACCCGGUGUUCGAGACGGUCAACCAGAUGCGCGAGCAGCGAAUGAUGAUGGUUUACAAUGAGAUGCAGCUGCAGUUCAUAUACGAAGUUCUGCGCGAGCAGACCGAUCUCAAAUUGGGCAAGGCCAUUGGGCGCAAGUUGGACGAACGGUCCACCAAGAUGGCCAAGUUGUCCGUCAACGAGGUCAACUACCUGCCUUCCUCCAAACCCGAGUUGGAGCCCGCCGAGGAAAAUCCCUCGACGCCGACUCGUAGCUGGUCGGGGACACCGGAGGUGUCUGAUAAUGAAUAGCGCCCUCCCUACCUCCGCCGAUGACCCAUUACAUCCACACCCAUAAUUUUUCACAUAUAAUCCUUCCCGUAUAUAUUUAUUCUAUUCUAAUCGUCACUUACUUGCUCAAACUUCCAUUACCCCACCUUCCCUGCAUUUGUUCGCCAUUCCUACCUUCUUUUUCUACAAUAUAGUCAUGAUGAAUAGUUUAUGAAAUAUCCCAUGCCAUCGUUACAUCUUUUGCCUGCUAGCGCGCCUGUUUCCACCCAGUCGGCACCUGUGGCUUAAUGCUUGAAUAUUG